Messenger RNA from Venturia canescens, 2203 nucleotides. It is a transcript of the gene Art1, whose product is annotated as arginine methyltransferase 1. The transcript has 2 exons. NCBI's taxonomy places the organism in Eukaryota, Metazoa, Arthropoda, Insecta, Hymenoptera, Ichneumonidae. Gene Ontology annotation, biological process: peptidyl-arginine methylation. The record is from RefSeq and is a predicted model, not a curated record. Bases 166 to 1317 code for a protein of 383 amino acids. Gene Ontology annotation, cellular component: nucleus. Gene Ontology annotation, molecular function: protein-arginine N-methyltransferase activity.
CUGGAGCCAACCCAACACAAAGAAACUACUACACUACACUGCAUUACACGCAUUACAUCAACCGAACUACCCUAUCCCUAUUCGUGUCUUCUGCUCCGUGCUUCUGCUCACAGCUUCAACAGUGCCAACGACACUCGACAGUGCUCUUCCUGACGCUCAAACAAAAUGGCGACGAACAACGAAGUACCGGCAGAUAUUAGUGCUAGUAAUACUACAUUGUCCGAUAACUCGACAUCAAAAAUGGAAACAAUGGAAGUAUCGGACUCUAUGACAUCGGCAUCGAAAGAUGCUGAAAAUGCUGGUUGCAAUCAUAAACUGGUGCCGGUAGACGAAAUGACUUCGAGGGAUUAUUACUUUGAUUCUUAUGCUCAUUAUGGCAUACACGAGGAGAUGUUGAAAGACGAAGUUCGUACAAUAACUUAUCGUAACUCAAUGUACCACAACAAGCAUCUGUUCAAGGGUAAAACGGUACUGGACAUUGGUUGCGGUACUGGUAUUUUGUCCAUGUUUGCUGCAAAGGCAGGGGCAGCCAAAGUAAUCGGUAUCGAGUGUUCCAACAUUGUGGAGUAUGCAGAAAAAAUAGUGGAGGCUAAUCAUUUAUCAGACAUUGUAACAAUAAUUAAGGGAAAAGUGGAGGAGGUUGUUCUGCCUGAUGGCUUGGAAAAAGUGGAUAUUAUAAUAUCAGAAUGGAUGGGUUACUGUCUGUUCUACGAAUCGAUGCUCGACACUGUUCUAUUCGCCAGGGACAAGUGGCUACGCGAAGGUGGAAUGUUGUUCCCGGAUAAGGCAACUCUGUUCAUCUGUGGCAUAGAGGACCGUCAGUACAAGGAUGAGAAGAUCAAUUGGUGGGACGAUGUUUACGGUUUUGAUAUGUCGAGCAUCCGUAAAGUGGCGAUAAGCGAGCCUCUCGUGGACGUUGUUGAUCCCAAACAAGUUGUAACGAAUGCAUGUCUUAUAAAAGAAGUUGAUCUUUACACAGUAACUAAGGCUGAUCUCGAAUUUUCAUCACCGUUUAGUCUACAAGUCCGCAAAGACGAUUACGUACAAGCUCUCGUCACGUUCUUUACCAUCGAAUUCACAAAAUGUCAUAAGCGCAUUGGUUUUAGCACAGCCCCUGAAGUACAAUACACCCAUUGGAAACAGACUGUAUUCUACUUUGACGAGUUUAUGACUGUGAAAAAAGGCGAGGAAAUUUGCGGUGUGUUCUCGAUGAAACCAAACGCUCGUAAUUAUCGUGAUCUUGAUUUCAGUAUCGAGCUUGAUUUCAAAGGUGAAUUGUGUCAAGUUCACGAAACAAAUACUUACCGUAUGCGCUGAUAUCCCUUUCCUUUGACAUACUAUUAAGAUUCGGAGAUGUUGAUUUCUUUCCUCCCAUCUUCCUCGUUACAAUAGCCUUCGCUGCACCUCACAUAAAAUAUUUUCUAUUGUCUAUUUUAGCAAGAUUGUUUAAUUUAUCCCUCGUACAGUUCACGGUAUUUUCUAUUGAGCUGAUACUGUCUCUUGCCUGUUGAGUUCAUCCAACAGAAAAUAAAAAAAAAAUCCAAUUUGUUUCAACGAUCAAGACGAUUAGUAGCAAUUUCAAAAAUCCUCCCCUCAUUCUAGGAAUAACUAUGAAAUACAUGAGAACGCAUGAAGAGAUGCGUAUAUCCGUUAUGAUCGAUCGUGAAUCGUGGAUUCCGUACUCUAUUAUUAAUCAGAAUUUAGAGCUCGUACUAUAGAUUUUUAAGAAACUGUAUGAAAAUGUGUCCGUACAGUCGCUAUUUGAUAGAUAAAACAAAGCCAAAAUCUAGUGGGAAAUUGAGUGAAUGAAGCUUUAUCAUAACUAGGACAAUUCCUUUGAAUGAAUAAAUUAAAACAACCAGUGUAAAAAUGCUUCGAUGAAACUGCGGUUCCGUGGCUCUUAAUAACAACGCCUUUCACUUUACGAAUACAAUUCUUUUUAAAUCCAAUAUUGAAACAACGACGUGCCCGAAAAACUAGAAGAGCUUUGUUACGACUGUUGGUCAUUAUGAAAAAAGAAGAGCGACGAACGUGGUAUUGUCAUGUGCAAACGAUUAUGAAUGAACAACUCGAAAGGAAUAAACACAAAUUUUGCGUUUGUGCAGAACUGUAUACCUGCGAAAAAUUUUCGCUCUUUUUAUCGUCACACGAUCACAUACAGUUAUAUACAUGUAAAGAUAAUAAAGUUAAUACGUUUGCUAUC